Molecule: messenger RNA, 1332 nt
Organism: Aquila chrysaetos chrysaetos
Lineage: Eukaryota; Metazoa; Chordata; Aves; Accipitriformes; Accipitridae
Product: noggin-2-like
Exons: 1
Coding region: 610-1248 (212 amino acids)
Biological process (GO): osteoblast differentiation; negative regulation of BMP signaling pathway; negative regulation of cell differentiation
Source: RefSeq, a predicted model, not a curated record
CCGGCGGUGCCCGCGCAGGGGCCGCCCGAGCGGGCCGCGGCGCCGUGACCCUCCUCCCCGCCCCCUCGCCCGGCUCGCCCGGCUAUAAAGGAGGGUUUUAUUCUCGGGCUCCGGUCUCACGCCAAACCCUGUCACACCGUCUAGACAAGCUGUCGUGGGGCUCGGCCCAGCUGUCACCAUGGCGAUGGAGACGAGUCCGCUGUGAAUUUUGGGGGGGAGCGAGCGAGAGCGGCGGCGGAGGAGGAGGAGGAGGAGGAGGCGGAGGAGGAAGGCUCGGCCGCCGCCGCCGCCGUGCCCUGCCCUGCCCCGCCGCCGCCCGCGGGGGAGGCACGGACCCCCCGGCGCUCUCGGCCGCGGCUGGAGCCGGCCCGGCGGGGAGCCCCGGGGAGCCAGCGGCCGCGGGCGCGGAGCGAGCCUCAGAUGCGUCUGUCACACAACCCCGGCCGAGCUAUUUAAAGUAACGGGCCUCGCCGGACUUUUGUCUCUGCCUAUUUAUGAGUCCCCGGGAGCUGGCAGGCGCCGCCGGGCAGCGCUAGGAGCCGAGCCCGCAGCGCCAGCCCCGCGGGGAAGCCAGCGCCGAGCCGGGGCCGGCGGGGGCCCGCCCGGAGCAUGACGGCGAUCCGGGCGCUCCUGCUCUGCUCCUGCCUGGGGCUGCUGCGACCGGGGGGCGGGCAGCCCUUCCUGCGGCUGCGACCCUCGCCCAGCGACAACCUGCCCGUCAAAGACAUCGUGGAGCACCCGGAUCCCGAGUACGACCCCAAGGAGCAGGACCUGGACGAGAGGACUCUGAGGAAGAAGCUGGGCAGCCAUUUCGACCCCGGUUUCAUGGCCGUGGCCGUGCCGGGGCCGGCCAACGCCUCGGGCGCCGAGGCGGCGGCGGGGCGGGGGCGGGCGGCGCUGCCGGCCGAGCUGCGGCGGCUGGAGCUGGGUCCGCCCCAGGGACCGCGCCUCAAGGUGGGCAAGAAGGCGCGGCGGAAGGUGCUGCAGUGGCUCUGGGCGUACACCUACUGCCCCGUCCUCUACACCUGGAAGGACCUGGGCGUCCGCUUCUGGCCCCGCUACAUUAAGGAGGGCAACUGCUUCGCCGAGAAGUCCUGCUCGCUGCCCGAGGGCAUGUUCUGCAAGCCCGUCAAGUCGGUCACCAAGACCUUCCUGCGCUGGCACUGCCAGGGCUGGUCCAGCCAGAAGUACUGCACCUGGAUCCCCGUGCAGUACCCGCUCAUCUCCGAGUGCAAGUGCUCCUGCUAGCCUCCCUCGGCCCCUUGCACUGCCGCCUUCUGUCGUUUGGAUGAUUUUUUUUUUUUUUUUUUUUUUUUGGGGGGGGGGGGGGGG